GCCUCUUCCUGGCCCCGCCUCCUUGGUCCAGGCAAAUUUUGAACAGCUGCAGGAGGAGGUGAGUUGCACAGCAGGAGUCUAUUUAGGGAAAGCAGAGCAAGAGGGGAAGGGAAGGGUGCCCAGAGGGGACAAACCUAGGGAGUGAAGGUGGGUGAUCUUCCGGAACACAGGCGUUGGCAGUGGGGUUUCCUCCUUCCUAUUCUUCUGCAUUCCAAGUCCUGCCGACAGGUUAAGACCCAACAUGAAAGAGGUUAAAAUGGAGAACCAUGAAAAAGGAGCCAGGUUUCCUUGAGGUCUGAGGCUGGUGAGUGGACAGACUCUUGCUGUGAGGACGAUCUCAUGUCCCCUGACCAAACUGCAGUCUGUGCAGAUAUGGAGCCUUUGAAUGAGGAAGCUAACAAGAACCAAGAGCUGAAGAGCUCUGAGCUGAGGGAGCCACUCCAGGCAGCAGCGCAGACAGCCAAAGAGCAAGAUACCCAGUGCAUUAUGAAGGUGGAAGCUGUUUGGAGACAAUGGGUGGGAAAUCCCAGCGGGAUAUUAAAUAAAACAAUUAGAUGUUCAGAAAGCAGCAAAGGCCUGGAUGAAAUCUCAGCCAAGGAGGCAAAAGGGAAGGAUGAGGGACAAGUAACCUCAACGGAAUGUGAUAACAGCUCCUACAUUGCAGAAGAGAGGCCGUAUAAGUGCUCAGACUGUGGGAAAACCUUCUGUAGGAACGCUAACCUUAUUAGACAUUAUAGAACCCACACAGGGGAGAAACCCUAUGAAUGCAGCGUAUGUGGGAAGAGCUUCUCUCAGAAAGGAAAUCUUGCUAUGCAUGAGAGAAUCCAUGCAGAAGAGAAGCCGUACAAGUGUUUGCAUUGUGGGAAAUCAUUCUGUAAGAACGCUGACCUCCUUCGACACCAGCGCAGUCAUACAGGGGAGAAACCGUAUCGGUGCUCAGGGUGCGGGAGAAGCUUCAGCAUGAAUUCUGACUUUAUUAUACAUUUCAGAACCCACACAGGAGAGAAGCAACAUGAAUGCUCAGAAUGCGGCAAAAGCUUCAAUAAGAAAUGUAACCUGGUUGCACACGCCAGGACCCAUACCGGGGAGAAACCGUACAAAUGCUCAGAGUGCGAGAAAUCUUUCACUACAAACUCGGAAGUCUUUAAACAUUACAGAACCCACUCAGAAAACAAACCUUACGACUGCUGGAACUGUGGCAAGAGGUUCAGGCAAGAAUCUCAUUUAGCCACACAUAGGAGAAUCCACACUGGGGAGAAGCCAUACGAAUGCUCAGACUGUGGGCAGAAAUUUACUCGGAAAGGAAACCUCGCUCUUCACGAGAGAAUCCACACAGAAGAGAAACCGUAUAAAUGCUUGGAAUGCGGCAAAUCGUUCCAAGCAAACUACAAACUUAUUGCACAUCAGAGACUCCAUGCGGGAGACGCUCCAUACGAAUGUCCAGACUGCGGCAAAAGCUUCAUCUGGAAAGGGAGACUCGCAGCACACCUGCAGUUCCACUCAGAGAAGAAACCAUAUGAAUGUCUGGAUUGUGGGAAAUCCUUUGUUAUGAACUCUGAUCUCCUUAGACAUCAGAGAACCCACACGGGCGAGAAACCAUAUGAAUGCUCGGACUGUAAGAAAAGCUUUAGCCGGAAAGAUGGCCUUCUCAAACAUAUAAUCGUCCAUUCAGGGGAGCAAUCGCAGACGUAUGAGAAACCCUAUGGAUGCUUGCACUGUGGCAGAAGCUACAAUUACAAGCAAAAUCUCAUUAUUCAUAUGAGAAACCACAGUGGAGAAAAGCCCUAUCGGUGUUCAGACUGUGAUAAGGCCUUUAAUACAAACUCUGAGCUUACUAAACACCGGAGAAUGCACACAGGAGAGAAACCGUACAAGUGUUCUGAGUGCGGGAAAAGCUUCAGCCAGAAAGGAGACCUCAUUGUCCAUGUGAGGAUCCACACAGGGGAGAAACCAUAUAAGUGUACCGAUUGCGGCAAAUGUUUUAGCCUUAGUUACCUUGUGAUCCGCCACCAGCAAAUGCACACAGGGGAGAAACCGUUUCUGUGUUCUGAAUGUGGGAAAUGUUUUGGUAUACGCUCAAAACUUAUUCGGCACCAGUUGACUCACACAGGAGAAAAACCAUACAAGUGCUUGGACUGCGGUCAGUGUUUCACUCGUAAAACGAACCUUUUCAAACAUUUGGCAGCCCAUUCAGUGAAGAAACCAGACAUCUACCAAAGAGAGGGUCCCUCAGCAUGGAGUGAAGGCAGAAAGCAACAGCCUCCAGAAAUUGACAUGGAUGAGCCCAUUCUGUGUGCAAAAAACUUUAAAGAUUUAGAUGCCAUCACAGCCAAGGAGGAGAUCGAGAAAAAUGACAAGCAAGUGGCAUUGACCGAAUGUGAGAUGGACUCUCCAAGGUCUACAUGCACCCACAUGGAAGGGAAACCACAUAAGUGUCCAGACUGCGGAAAGUCUUUCAGCAUGAAUUCUCACCUUAUUAGUCAUCAGAGAACCCACACGGGGGAGAAACCGCACAGAUGCUCAGCGUGUGGUAAGAGUUUCUCUCAGAAAGGGCAUCUUGCGGUCCAUGAGAGGAUCCACAUGGAAGAGAAACCGUACAAAUGCUCAGAAUGUGGGAAGUCUUUCUGUAAGAACGCUGACCUCACCAGGCACCACCGAAACCACACUGGGGAGAAGCCGUACAAAUGCGCCGACUGCGGAAAGUCCUUCAGCAUGAACUCUGACUUCGUUAGGCAUUACAGAACCCACAUGGGAGACAGAAUGUACGAAUGCUCGGACUGUGGUAAGAGCUGUGGAACGAAGAGCCACCUGGUUGCUCACUUGAGAAUGCACACUGGAGAGAAACCAUUCGCCUGUGCGGUCUGUGGGAAAAGCUUUUCUCAGAAAGGGAACCUUGUCAUUCAUCAGAGACUCCACACCGAGGACAAGCCCUAUAAGUGCUCGGACUGCGGGAAGUCCUUCUGCAAAAAUGCUGAUCUUGUCAGACAUCGCCGAAACCAUACAGGGGAGAAACCGUACACGUGCCUGGAGUGCGGCCGAUCCUUUAGUAUGAACACUGACUUUAUCAGGCAUUACAGAACCCACACGGGGGAGACUCAGUACAAAUGCUCCGAGUGCGGCAAAAGCUUUAGCAAGAAGUGCAACCUGGUCACACAUGUGAGAAGCCACACGGGCGAGAAGCCCUACAAAUGCUCAGCGUGUGGGAAAAAGUUCUCCCUCAAAGGGAACCUUGUAGCCCAUGAGAAAACCCACACGAAAGAGAAGCCAUGCAAAUGCUUGGACUGCGGGAGGUCCUUCAGUGUGAACUCUAAACUUGUUGAGCACCAGCGACUUCACACACGAGAAAAACCGUACGAAUGCUCAGACUGUGGCAAAAGAUUCCGCUGGAUCGGAAAUUUCAUGUCGCACAUACAGUUCCACUCGGGGGAGAAACCCUACGAGUGUUCACUGUGUGGGAAAUCCUUCAUUAUACAACACGACCUUGUUCGGCACCAGAGGACCCACACUGGAGAGAAGCCCUACAGAUGCGCGGAGUGCGGGAAAACGUUCAGUCAGAAGGGGAGCCUUGUUGUACAUGAGAGAAUCCACACGGGAGAGAAGCCGUACAGGUGCGCGGAUUGUGGGAAAUGUUUCAACCUCAGCUCUUGCCUCAUCCGACAUCAGCUCACCCACACGAGGGAGAAACCCUAUAAAUGUGCAGAUUGCGGGAAAAGUUUUGGCGUCAGCUCUCGCCUCCUCCAACACCAGCAGAUCCACACAGGAGAGCGGCUUCAUAAGUGCUCGGAAUGUGGGAAGAGCUUCGCUCACAGAAAAACUCUUGUCAAGCACAUGCAAACACACACACAGGAGGAGAAGGAGGAGCCACAGACUUGCUUGGUGUGUGGGGAAAGUUUCACGGACCCUCUUGCUUUUAGCCAGCAUAAGAGAGUCCACACUGAGGAGAACUCCUAUGAAAUCGCCCUGUUGUGACAAACAUUUGCAUAUCGGCCUUUAUAGAGGAAAUAACCCAGAGGAAGAAUGAGGAUGUCACAUCAGAUAAUAUCCAUCAGAAGGAUGGAUAUUUUAAAUGCUCUGAUUGUGGAAAGAGAUCAUGAGGGAUACUUAUUAGGAAACAAGUAACUUUUCUGUGGUGGAUCAGAUCAUAAUUCUUUCCAUAUGCUCCUUCACCUCAACGCCACCACAAGGGCUAAUGGAGAACCACCUUUCCCUGAGAGGAGAAGGGAGAAAGCAGCCUGAGGACUGCUGUUACUUGAGUCAGGAGAGGUUAUGGUUUGAAGCUGUUGUGCCACCAGUGAUUCCAUCUGGACUUAAUUUAGAUAUUUUGCUAAACAUUUCAAGUAUUGUCUGUCUUGUUAGAAAUGACCAACUGGUGGUUUUUAGACGACUUCUAAGGUAUUCCUGAUAUUGCUGUGGCAUAGGAACCAAUUUCUAGGGGCCAAGGUGCAUUCGCUCCCCACUCCAUAAAAUAUUUCAGGGGGCCAAAUCCCCCCCCAAGUUGAUGGGCAUUGCCAUUCAAAUGGUGUGUGCAUCAUGUGAUCAAUUAUGUGGGGCAGGGCUUAACCUGCCUCCCCCAUGUUUUAUUCAAGUUGGAACCCCUGUGCUAUGGUGAGGAAGCCCUGAGGCUACAUAUUUGGGGGACACACACGCUUUUAAUAUUACAAGACUUGCUUACUGAAAUAGGUUUGCUUUUCACUCAGUUUUGUAUGUUACCAAACAGGUACUUGCUGUGAUUGGUUCAAUUUUAUGUAACGUCCAAAAUCUUACCUGUUUUAAUUUGUCAUUUGUGUGGAGCGUGUGUGCGUUGACACAAUCUAGUUCAGUUUAGAUAAAGAGAAAUUGGAUGGCACCUCAUUGCAUAGCUGACACAGGAAAGAUGUUACAUUAAAUAAUUGGGUAUAAUAUGUCCUGUAACACCAUUAAAAGGUUUCUUCCUUUUUUAUGAAUAUCAAGGGUCAUUCUAGCGAUCAGUCUGCAAUCCUAUACACCAGAGCUUUCCAAACGGUGUGUUGCAACUUGUUGGUGUGUUGGCUGCAGUGUGUAGGUGUGUUGCAUAAACUCUCACCACACUUCCCCCAGGGCUGGAAAAGGGUUAGUUUAACCUCCGCUGGUAAAACUGAAUUACUGUAUCACAAAAUGAUGCAUGUCUAAAAAGUGUGUCGCCAACAUGAAAAGUUUGGAAAGCUCUGCUCUACACACGUAUGUGGAAAAAUAUUCUGUUUCGCUCAGUGGUCUUUACCUCUGAGUAGACAUGAAAAAAACUUGAAAGAACAAACAAACCUCCAGCCACUUUGAAGAACCGAAGGAAAAACAGGAGGAGAGUGACCAUUUCACUGACUAAGGAGAAUGUAGCUUACAUUUCUGGCGUGGGCUGGGGGAACCUGUGGCCCUCCAGUUGUUGGACUACAAUUCCCAUCAUCCCUGACCAUUGGGCAUGCUGGCUGGGGCUGAUGGGAGCUUUUGUCCAUCCACUGUAGUUUGUUCAUGGUGCUGAGAGCUGGUAGGAGGCCCCUCAUAUAGCCACAAUCUCCAGCACUCGUAAAACUACAGUUCCCAGGGUUCCAAAAGGGAAGCAAUGACUGUAGAUUCGUGUAAAUGUGGUAUUACAUAUGCAACAGUAUGUCUGCCCCUAAACCAGGCACCCCCAAACUGCGGCCCUCCAGAUUUUUGGCCUACAACUCCCAUGAUCCCUAGCUAACAAGACCAGUGGUCGGGGAAGAUGGGAAUUGUAGUCCAAAACAUCUGGAGGGCCGAAGUUUGGGGAUGCCUGCCCUAAACCUUUGCAGAUGUAAGCUUAAGUGAAGAUGCGAUCGUGUUUACCCAAUACCAUCAUGAGCAGAAAUAAUCAAGAAUGCACAAUAGGGAGGAUGCCUGGAGGGGCCAUUGUUCUUGGCUUACCACUCAUGGUUUGCUUGAGGGAAACAAACAGUGAGCCGGAACAAUGGUUUGUUUCCCUAGCAGCAGCUGGGGUGGGGGAGGAGCAAAGCUCCUGUUGUUUAAACCAUAGUUUAGUUUAAUUGUGGUUUAAAGUAAUGUGUGAACCAGGCUGCCAGCAAUCCCUGGCAGACAGCUAAUAUUCUGAGAUCUAUGGCAUCUGAACCUGGAGUUGGCCCUCCAGAUGUUGCUGAACAACAAGGAUGGAUCUGAGGCAAGUUGGAUCCUAACAAGAGCCUCACACUGGGCUUAAAGCACCUUAAUGGUCAGAUGCCAAGAGGGUAAUGUUAAGUCUUUGUAUAAAUGCAUGAAAUGUUUCUUGUUCAAGCUAAAGACCAGGCAAAUGCCUACAGGAACAAACACAAACAUAUUAUUUACCCCCGUCCUUUCUUCUGAGAAGCUCAGAACCCUGUGAGGUAGGUCAGGCUAGGAGAGACACAAUGACAGAUUCGGUGAGCUUUCCCCAGGUCCUAGGCUCCACCUACACUAUACAUUUAAAGCACUACCAUGCCACUUUAAACGAUCAUGGCUUCCUCUAAGGAAUCAUGGGAAUUGUAGUUUGUUGAGGGUGCUGAGAGUUGUCAAGAGACACCCUGCUCCCCUCACAGAGCUAUACUUCCCAAUGUGGCUUAACAGUCAAUUCCUCUUCCCAGGGAAUUCUAGGAAUUGUAGCUGUAAGAGGUGAGCC
Molecule: messenger RNA, 6619 nt
Organism: Zootoca vivipara (common lizard)
Lineage: Eukaryota; Metazoa; Chordata; Lepidosauria; Squamata; Lacertidae
Source: RefSeq, a predicted model, not a curated record